GUUGAGUAGUCAAAACAUUGGAGUUUUAAAAGUUUUAAUCAUUAUGUAAUUAUUACCGGUAUAUAACGUGAACGACUCUAAAAGAAACAACAAAACGUUACACGUGCAUACGCGGUACACCGGAUAUAACACUAUCACUUGUAUAGACGUCUUAGUAAGUUAAAAGAAAGAAGUGUAAACCUGUGACGGGAUGUCGACAGCGCAAGGCAGUCCCUCGGCUGGUCCUGGUGUCCACGACUACCAACCCAAGCACAGGGACUUCGUACGGAACACGUACUCGUACGACCCGAACAAAAGUGAGUUCAAACCUUCGCAAUACAAACACGAAUACAUAUCCUACAAGCCAGCAAACAUUGGUAUCUACGGGGAGAAGGAAAGAACAGCAAAACCGCGGGACCCUCCACCGAAGCCUAUCUCGAGACCUAGCAAGCAGGUUCCGAGAACCACGUUUAAUAGCUACGGGGGACCGCGUGGUCCGGAUAUUCCGACAGGAGCAAUUGGACCGGAAUACCGCUACCCUGAGUAUCAAUAUACACAUUACAAGCCGACGACGUACGAGCCUGUGAAAUAUAAUGGCGAUUUUAUUGCAGGAAAGACAUACCAUUGGGAUGAAAAUAGCUUCAAACCGGUCUCGGGUACCGAGAAAUAUCAACUUACGGAAAACAAUUAUGGGGGAUUCAGGCACUUCCAUUUUGGAGAUAUUAAUGAUCCAAUUUCAGCCAAAGGAUCACAAGGUGGCACCCAAGAAAAAAAAAUACCUGCAGAAAAAGCCCGGAAGGCGACACCAAAGAAACCGGAAGUAAAAGCGGUCCCGGUUAUUGCAGCAGUCGCAGCGGUUCCGGUAGCAAAGUCCGGUCCGAAAACCUUCUUCACCACAGGGACGCAAUACCAGCAAACGGAAAGCAUAACGCAAAUGACUCAGACCAUUGUUAACACUGUGAAAUCUACAGGGAUACAAUAUGAGACUUCACAGACUAGAGCGUUCGGUACUCAGGUGGAGCAACAGUCACUUACUAGUACGGGUAUACAAACGGACACGCCUUCUCCGUCACCACAGGUCGCGCCGCUGGUUAUGGCGGGAAAUAUCACGAGCAAAGUGGAGAUGAAAACACAGGGAGUGCAAUGUUCAGAGCCCAAGACGACCGUGAAAACGGAGGCCCGAGGAACUCAGUACGACCAGACCCCAGUGAGUAGCCGACAUUUGCCACGGGAGACCGACAUAUAUCCCGUCUCAAACCCCGAGGAAAAACGUCGCGAGUCGCCGGUUUAUCGUGCUCAAAGGACACAAUCACCGGAAGUCGUCCCCAUUAUAGCGGCGACAUCAUUUCAGAGAAACGCGUCACAAAAACCAGCAAGCCCUCAAACAAAAACUAAAUCUCCGUCCCCUAGGUCGGAUCCAACUCCACAAAAGUCGCUAAGCAGAGAUUCCAGAUGGACUCCGUCACCGGAAGUUCCGUUGGUAGUUCCGGUGGUAACAAAAGACGCCAGUGUAGCAAAAGCCAAGACCCCCGCACAAGCAAAACCUGAUCUACCGGAAGACAGACAUCCAUCACCAAAAGCACCGGUCUCUUUACCGAAAGCGUUGCCAGUUCUGGACAGUCCGCCUAGUGCUGUAACCGCUGAACAACAGCCGGUGGUCCAAAGCAAACCACCGAAAGUAUUCGUUCAGCCUAAAACUGAAAACGUCAAAGAUGCGCCAAAUCAUCCUAAAAGGUCACGGCUUCCCCCGGAAAUUACCGCGCAUAUCGAGGCCUACAACUCUGUCCAUACGAAUGCCAUUACGGGGUCACUACCUUCUAUGCAACGCUCUAUGGCACUUACGUAAGGUUAACGUUUACCCACGAAUACGUUAUAAAAACUGUGCAAUUCAAUGACGUCAACACAAAUAUGACGUCAAACUACGUCUUAGCGAAGAAAAUUGCUUUACCAAAAUGCCUGUUGGAACGUUUGAAGAAAUUCAUUUGUGCGUGUUUUUUCAACAUCCUUUCAAAUCGUUUACAUUUAUAUACACGAAUGUGACUAUGUACCUGGUAAAUGCAAGUUGUACAAGAACACAAAUCUGAUGGUUGAAAUAUAGCAAAAUCGUGAACAGAACAGUGCAUCGAUUUGAACCUUUGAGCACACUUGUUUAUGUGCUUAAUCGGGAUUUAAAUAAACACUAUACGUUUGCAUCAAUCAGAUACCAUCAUGAAUGAUUGAAAACGCCUAAUAGAGGGACUAGCAGUGUAAAAAAGCAAUUCGAAUCGGGUUGAAGUAAACGGUCGAUAUUGUAAAUAAUUGUUAUCUUAAUAUUUACGCUUCCAUUUGUUAUUGACUUUACGACGUCCAUUGAGAAUACAGUAUUGUUGUAUUUUAAAUGGUAAUAACUAA
Molecule: messenger RNA, 2370 nt
Organism: Dreissena polymorpha
Lineage: Eukaryota; Metazoa; Mollusca; Bivalvia; Myida; Dreissenidae
Product: nascent polypeptide-associated complex subunit alpha, muscle-specific form-like
Exons: 6
Coding region: 191-1825 (544 amino acids)
Source: RefSeq, a predicted model, not a curated record